UUAUUUUUUAUUCCCACAUGCACAUAAAAUGCCUCGACUAAGGAGAGGGGCAACAAACACGCGAUUAGAAGCGAAGCAUUUUGUUUUAAAACAGGUGCCUACAACAUGUUGAAGUUUUCUAGUCUCACAAUUGGCUACAAAUUGGUCGCGCUAUUUAUCGGUGCGAUUAUUUUCUGGAUCGGGAUAAUGCUUUCAGAAAAUUACAAGGACCGUGCAGUUUCAACGAAGUUUGAUGGCUCUUGGGUCCCAGGCAGUCAGUUGCUGAUUGACAGAAGAGUGUUCGGAACCGACCUGAGGAUGGAAAUAAUGGCCAAAGAAUCCAAUGUACCUCUUCAAUUUGCAAGCAAAAUCAACGCCAGUAAAUUGCAUUUCAAUGUCACAUGCGCCAACUACACGUCCCCAUUUGAAAUAAGCUACAACAACCUUUACUGGCAAGUGCAAGAGAUGAAAUCCAGUAAAAUUAUAUACUACAUGUACGGCGCCUACUUUGACAGAAGGAUUCGCACUGCACCUGCUGUUCACGUCGUAGCUUUUCUCACUAAACUGGAAAAUAAAGCUAAAAGACCCUACUGUCAAGUGUGGUUUAACAAGAAACGGAAACCAUCACUAGUCAAGGCAACGUCAUUUGUCAAGCUGUUCCUCGAUGGACCGAUUCCACACAAAACCAUGAUACCUUACUUGGUCACCUGCAAGAUUCCCUCAGCCAUGUCAGGCAAAGUUCCUGCUUCCGUAUCUUUGGUUGAAGCACCGUGUGAAAAGGCGACCAACAAUCUUCGGGUCAUUUACAACCCUUUGCCUGCUGGGGAAAAGAAAAAGGACUUCCUGGUCUGCGUCAAAGCACUCUUUUUGACUUUCAAGCCGCACAUGGCGGUCAGGAUAGUCGAGUGGAUCGAGUUGCUCAAAAUUCUGGGAGCUCAAAAAAUAGUCAUUUACAAUUUCCAGACUCACAAGAACAUAACCCGAGUACUUGACUAUUACGCAAGUAAAGAUGACUUUGAAGUCGUGCCAGUGACUCUGCCUGCAAAUUAUACAAAUUCGCCUGACUUGGUAUCCGACUUUUUGGCUGAAGAUUUUUGGUUGCAGUACAAGAACGAUGGUAUUCAACUAACCGAUUGCUUGUACCGAAACCUUUACAAAUUCAAAUACGUCACCGCUUUGGAUAUUGAUGAAGUUAUUGUUCCCAUGAAAAAUGAAAACUGGCACGAUUUGGUCUACGAAGUGGCAGUGCCAAGAGCUGCUAUGCAGCACAAAUCAUUCGAUGCUUUCGUGACGAGGAAUACCUAUUUCAUGGAUGACCAAAUUGAAAGGCAGGCCUGGUUUCCAGACGUACCGCCGUACAUGCACAUGCUGCAAAAUGUGAACCGCAGGGAUUUCCACAACCCUCCUGGUGUUGUAAAUCAUACGGUCAGUUCAAAGGGUUUUUUCGACGUUCGCAAGAUACUUUUCGUCUACUGCCAUUACCCCUUAUCAUGCGUGAAUAAAAAGUGCAGUUAUCUUACCUUUGACCCUUCGGAAUCGCAACUUCAACAUUAUUGCAUUGGCCAGACGAAGAGCGACUGCAAUGUCACAGAUGGAAAAAAUAUUGUGCAGGAUGUUUCGAUGUGGAAAUACAAGGACGAGCUUGUUGGAAAAACAAAUGAUGUUCUUAGAAAAACUGGCUUUCUCAAAUAA
Messenger RNA from Neocloeon triangulifer, 1671 nucleotides. RefSeq lists its product as uncharacterized. The transcript is spliced from 5 exons. Lineage: Eukaryota; Metazoa; Arthropoda; Insecta; Ephemeroptera; Baetidae. Bases 106 to 1671 code for a protein of 521 amino acids. The record is from RefSeq and is a predicted model, not a curated record.